UCACGACCACGUGACCUCUCUCCACUCUGACUCCGAAGCGUUGUGUCGUUCCCCCACACUGCUUCCGAAGUUUAGAAACACUCAUUUAAUGUAGUUUUGUCCCCACUAACGCGAAGCAAACCUUUCCGUAUGGUACACACCGAGAAGACGUCUUGCCGUGUGUGAAAUCGGUAACACGGACAAAGUUGAAGAGCGAGGCCAGCUGAAGUGGAGAAAGGCUUCCAGUCGGAUUACUCCAGCAUCGAGUAUUUAACCAGGCCAUGAUGGCCACAGAGGAGCUGUAUGAGGUCGAGAGAAUUGUUGGUAAACGUAAAAACAAGAAAGGGAAGAUGGAGUAUUUGGUUCGCUGGAGAGGUUAUACUUUCGAAGGAGACACUUGGGAGCCGGAAGCCAAUCUAACCAGCUGCAUGGAGUUUAUAAAUGAGUUCAAUCGGCAGCACAGCGAGAGGCCGGGAGACACGCCCUCCGUGCGCUCUACACGCAGGUCUCCUAGCGCGGCUGUGGGUCACGCCUCCGCCAACAAUGCACGCAAGCAGAUGAACAGGCCUCAGCCACACAACAACAACAACAGCAGCAGCACCACUGCUCCAUCUGCUCUGAGCACGCCUUCCACCAGUGUUACAAAACAACUACAACCACCACAGAAUGCACUGGAUAACAGGGACACGGAAGCUAACGCAGACACGCAACGGCAGCCUUUUUUAUCCACCCCCACUGCCAGCGCUUUACGCUGUAGUAUGGACCUGGCCAAGUCUGGAAUCAAAAUCUUGGUGCCAAAAAGCCCGAUGAACAGUCGAGCUGACUCGGAGCAGUCUCCCAGCGAGGCAGCACACAGUCUGGAACAGGGCGGAGAGGAGCCCGACUCCGUCCCCCCUGAAGUGGCCGUACAGGAGAAGUCUGCCGGACACGUCCUCGUGUCUGGACAGGGGCGGGCACGCAUGGGCACGCGGCCCAGGACACAAGCAGCUCUGCCUCCGCCUCAAGUUCCCAUCACACCUGCUGCUGUCCGCACACUGAACGGGAAAGGUACAUCGACACUUAUGGAGGCCUCAUCAGCCAGCGGCUCAACCAGUGUACAGAACGGCACAGCAGGAGUGGCAGCUGGCUCAGGUGUGACGAGCGCAUUAGGCAAACGCCCGAGGCCCGAAGAACGCUCUGCCAUCGACAAGCGUCUGCGCUUCAGCGUUCGUCAGACGGAGAGCGCCUACCGCUAUAGAGACAUUGUUGUGAAGAAACAGGACGGCUUCACACACAUUCUGUUUUCAACCAAGACGUCUGAGAACAAUUCACUAAAUCCUGAUGUGAUGAAGGAGGUUCAGAGCGCCAUGGCAACAGCGUCAGCGGACGACAGCAAGUUGGUCUUGCUGAGCGCGGUCGGAAGCGUGUUCUGUUUUGGCUUGGACUUCAUCUACUUAAUCAGACGACUCACAGAUGACCGCAAAAGAGAAAGCAUUAAAAUGGCAGAAACCAUUAGGGCUUUUGUGAACACAUUCAUCCAGUUCAAGAAACCAAUUAUUGCUGCUGUAAACGGACCUGCUGUUGGGCUCGGAGCCUCCAUCUUGCCCCUUUGUGACGUUAUCUGGGCCAAUGAGAAGGCGUGGUUUCAAACCCCGUACGCCAUCUUUGGCCAGACGCCAGACGCGUGUUCCUCUGUAACGUUCCCUCACAUCAUGGGGGUUGCAUCGGCUAAUGAGAUGUUACUGAGCGGGAGAAAGCUGACGGCUCAGGAGGCGUGCGCUAAAGGCUUGGUGUCUCAGGUGCUGUGGCCAGGGACCUUCGGUCAGGAGGUCAUGGCUCGCAUUAAAGAGCUAGUCUCUUGUAAUUCAGUUGUUCUGUGGGAGUCCAAAGCGCUGGUGAGGAACGUUAACCGAGCCGCCCUGGAGCAGGCCAACGAGAGGGAGUGUGAGGCACUAAAGAGGAUGUGGGGCUCCCCGCAGGGCAUGGACUCCAUUCUGAAAUACCUGCAGAAGAUGAACGACUUCUGAGUUAAUAAAAGAAUUUAAAAAAGAAAGAACACAAGCGUAUUCGCUCGCCGUUACACAGUGGACACCGUUCACAAGUGCCUGAUGGGGAAAGACAGGAGUUUUGAAUUUAGUAUAAUGGCGGAUGUAAAUCUCAGUAUUGAUCGUGUUUAUGUUUUGCCUGCUGGAAUAGGUUUCCUUUCCCAGGAGAACGAGAUUCAGCUGUAAAUAUCGCAGAAGACGUUUUUUUUUGUUUUUCAACUUCCCUCGCAGACGUCGAUACCUAACGUGUGGAAACGUCCCGACAGGGCUCACAGUUCAGGUUCCAUGCAGCCGAAGGAUGACUUUUGUUUUCUCCCCGAUUUUAUCACUCAUCACUUCCUUUAAGAAGCUCUAGGGAAACAAUAGUUGCUCUUUUAUUUUUCCCCUGCUGGAUAUCUUUUAUCCAGCAGGAUUCUGUGCUCAUAUUCUUAUAUCUUCGUACGUCCACCGAUUAUCCCGAGCGUCAGUACCUGUUUCCGGCAAAUGUGAGAAUCUCAAUCUGAUAGGCGUCAGUGUUAAAACUUCCAACUAUAAAAUUAGUUUAAAAAAAGAAGUUAUUUAUGCUUUAUGAACUUUAUUAAGUAUUUAUUGAACAAUUGGAUAAUGCUUUCCAGUGCGUUUUCCCUUUCACUCGGUCCAUUUGUAAACUGAAUCUCCAUGUGGUGUAUUAUGUUUAGAAACACUUUCAUUUCUCUCAUGGUUGCUAAUUAUUUGUUUAGCAUAUUGUAGAUUUUUCUACUAUAAAACACUUCACUGAUUUUA
Hemibagrus wyckioides is the source of this 2765-nucleotide messenger RNA. RefSeq names its product chromodomain protein, Y-like (gene cdyl). The transcript has 7 exons. Gene Ontology annotation, molecular function: transcription corepressor activity. NCBI's taxonomy places the organism in Eukaryota, Metazoa, Chordata, Actinopteri, Siluriformes, Bagridae. The coding region runs from base 261 to 1985 and encodes 574 amino acids. The record is from RefSeq and is a predicted model, not a curated record. Gene Ontology annotation, cellular component: nucleus.